UUAAAUUGACAGCUCACUAGCCCAAUAAAACGCAUGCCCGUUGGGAAAAUUUGUCUGGAUGAAAAAUUUUUUCUCAAGUAAUCAUUGUUAUGAUAAUCAUAUAGAACAAAAUCUUAAACACAAUGAUGGCAUGUAGAAACUUAUUUUCACAUUUAUCUAGGUUAUCAUCCUCUCCUACAAGUUUUCUUGUGAGUAGAAAUAUUUCCCUUGGAUCUAGAAAUGACAUAAAAAUAAGUCCAAUUUUAUGUGCCGAACCACUCAAAAAAAAGAAAAAAAUGGAUCCUGCUGUUCUCCGAGCUCGAGAAGAAAGAAGGAAGAAAAAAAUAGAAAAACAAAUUAGGCGAUUGGAAAGAAAUGCCAGGCAAUUGAAACCAAUUGAGGAGUGUGAAAUUCCAUUAAAUGUUUCUGAUGAAAGAGACAUACGAACAAGAAAUAAUCCACCAUUACCUGAAUCAGAAAUUGAGCGAAGGGCACUCUUAGAAAAAUCAUGGGCUAGAUAUAAACAUGAACAGCGUUUUAAUGAUCUAAAGAUGAUAGAUCGCAUAUUUUUUUCCCAGCAAAAAGCUCUAGAUGAACUCAGAGCAGAAUCUGAGGAGUUAUACCAAGAAGCUAUCCAGACUGACUUUCGACUAAUACCUUUCAGAAGUGAAGGUCCUGUGGAAACCCCUCCCAUAAAAAAUUAUGAAGUCCCUGAUGGUGAUUAUGUAGAUACUUCAAAAAAAUGGGAAUAAUUGAUGUCAACUAGAGAAAUUUUAUGUUAUGUAUGAAUUUUUGAGAAAUAAAUAUUGUCAGAGUAAAA
Messenger RNA from Harmonia axyridis, 799 nucleotides. It is a transcript of the gene mRpL40, whose product is annotated as 39S ribosomal protein L40, mitochondrial. The transcript has 5 exons. NCBI's taxonomy places the organism in Eukaryota, Metazoa, Arthropoda, Insecta, Coleoptera, Coccinellidae. Gene Ontology annotation, cellular component: mitochondrial large ribosomal subunit; mitochondrial ribosome. Bases 123 to 731 code for a protein of 202 amino acids. The record is from RefSeq and is a predicted model, not a curated record.